Messenger RNA from Salvia hispanica, 1541 nucleotides. It is a transcript of the gene ATSTE24, whose product is annotated as Peptidase family M48 family protein. Gene Ontology annotation, biological process: CAAX-box protein processing. Lineage: Eukaryota; Viridiplantae; Streptophyta; Magnoliopsida; Lamiales; Lamiaceae. The record is from RefSeq and is a predicted model, not a curated record. Gene Ontology annotation, molecular function: metalloendopeptidase activity.
GGUCCGUAUAAAUAUUUUAUUUAACAGACUUGGCCUCUGAAAAUCUCAUUUGCAUUAGGAAAAUCCCCCCUUUCUCUAUCCUCCGCCAUGGCGUUUCCCUACAUGGAGGCGGUCGUCGGUUUUAUGAUACUGGUGUACAUUUUCGAGACUUAUCUUGAUUUGAGGCAGCAUGCUGCUCUUAAGUUGCCAAAUUUGCCAAAGCCAUUGGUAGGAGUAAUCAGCCAAGAAAAGUUUGAAAAGUCGCGUGCUUAUAGUCUUGACAAAAGCAAUUUCCAUUUUGUGCACGAAUUUGUAACUAUACUCAUGGACUCCGCAAUUUUGUACUUCGGCGUAUUGCCCUGGUUUUGGAAGAGGUGUGGAGAGGUUCUGGUGUAUGCUGGCUUUAAUGCUGAAAAUGAGAUAAUACACACUCUUGCAUUUUUAGCUGGUGUUAUGUUUUGGUCACAGAUAACCGAUUUACCAUUUUCUUUGUACUCAACUUUUGUCAUUGAGGCCCGCCAUGGUUUCAACAAGCAAACACUUCUGUUAUUCUUUAGGGACAUGAUCAAAGGGAUUAUAUUAGCUAUAGUGAUCGGUCCUCCAAUUGUAGCUGCUAUCAUCACUAUAGUGCAGAAAGGAGGUCCUUACUUGGCCAUAUACCUCUGGGGCUUCAUGCUAAUUGUGUCCCUUAUAAUGAUGACUGUUUAUCCUGUUCUGAUUGCCCCUCUUUUCAACAAGUUCACUCCUCUUCCGGAGGGAGAACUCAGAACCAAGAUUGAGAAUCUUGCUUCAUCUCUCAAAUUCCCCUUAAAAAAGUUGUUCGUUGUUGAUGGGUCAACAAGGUCAAGUCACAGCAAUGCUUACAUGUAUGGGUUUUUUAAGAACAAAAGAAUUGUCCUGUAUGACACUUUAAUACAACAGUGUAAGAAUGAGGAAGAAGUUGUUGCUGUAAUUGCUCAUGAACUUGGUCACUGGAAGCUAAAUCAUACGAUGUACUCCUUCAUUGCAGUUCAGAUCCUGACAUUGUUGCAGUUUGGGGGUUACACUCUUGUUCGGAACUCAAAAGACCUCUUCCAAAGUUUUGGGUUUGAUACACAGCCUGUUCUUAUUGGCCUUAUCAUAUUUCAGCAUACUGUGAUACCUCUCCAACAUGUUGUGAGCCUUUUACUCAAUCUUGUGAGCCGUGCUUUUGAGUUCCAGGCUGAUGCUUUUGCCAAGAAGCUUGGUUAUGCUGUUCCUCUACGAGCUGGUCUUAUCAAACUGCAGGAGGAGAAUCUAUCAUCCAUGAACACUGACCCUUGGUAUUCUGCUUACCACUAUUCGCAUCCACCCUUGGUCGAAAGAUUAGCUGCAAUCGAUGAACCUGAUAAGAAGACUGAUUAAACCCAGUAAAUGAGGUGUUGCAUAUAAAUUAAACCUUGUUAAGUUGUUGCUCCAGUUAUGAAAAUGUCUGUAAUCUUGUUUUUGUGAAUUCUGACAGACAUUCGCUUACGUGUAACGAGGUUGAAACUAGUACGAGGAAAUAGCAUUACGAAAAAUUACGAAACUGAGAUUUUAGUCAA